GGAAAACCCUCCGCCAAUUGCGAGCAAAGCACCGCGGGCACCCUCCAACCCCCCGCGCCCCUCCACAAUCCCCCAGCACACAUCUGCAGGCUGACGCGGUGGACUCUUGAGGCGCGCGAGAAAUCACACGAAACGAAACCAAAAGACAGAAAAACCCAGGGGGAGCAAGUUACUAAAGAAAGUCGCUAA
Amoebophrya sp. A25 is the source of this 189-nucleotide messenger RNA. NCBI's taxonomy places the organism in Eukaryota, Dinophyceae, Syndiniales, Amoebophryaceae. The record is from the annotation of a GenBank genome assembly.